Molecule: messenger RNA, 1075 nt
Organism: Volvox carteri f. nagariensis
Lineage: Eukaryota; Viridiplantae; Chlorophyta; Chlorophyceae; Chlamydomonadales; Volvocaceae
Exons: 5
Coding region: 158-1075 (305 amino acids)
Biological process (GO): phospholipid metabolic process
Molecular function (GO): phosphatidate phosphatase activity
Source: RefSeq, a predicted model, not a curated record
CCGCAGAGCAUUCAUAAAGAUUAGGCCUCUGCUGGUCAAAGCUAGCCUUGAGCUUUCGUUGCGCAAUAGAAAGAACUCGCAGCUGGCUCUGGCAAAUUCUUCAUCCUUACAACAGCUUGAAGAAGGCAAAGUCUUAAUUAAGCGAGGGGGAUCUAUCAUGACCAUGAACGCUCCCUUAGGCGUUGAGCAAGGCGCCGACGAUGUCGAGGCGCAUUUGCCAGACGCCCCUAAGGAAAGGAAGAUGACCUUCAGGAUACAUUGUUCGUGUCCAAUCAUCCUUGACUGGCUGGCUGCGCUUGCGUGCCUGGUGUUAGCUUUAGGAUUGGAGAAGGCGAGCCCGAAGAACAGAUUUGUGUUAAAGGACACACUCUACUGGAACAGCUUCCCACACAAGCAAAACACCGUGCCCUCUUGGAGUGUACCUGUCUACGCCCUGGUCGGCCCGCUGGUGCUGAUGCUGGUCGCGCGGUUUGUACAGCAGCGUCCCUGGCGGGAGCUGGCGCGCCUGUGGGCGGCGCUGUGUCUUGCGUUCUUCCUCACCGGCGCCAUCACCAACUGCCUCAAGCUGCCCGUCGGUCGCCUGCGGCCCAACUUCGUCCGCACCUGCUGGCCGAAUGGCACCCGGGUGUUCACCCGGGAGGACGAGUGGGGCGGCUACGCAGUGUGCGACCCCAGCGUACCCACAUCCGAUCUGGAGGAGAUACGGAAGAGCUGGCCCAGCGGCCACAGCUCUUUGAGUGCGGCCGGGUUGGGUUUCACCAGCUUGUACCUGCUGGGGCAGCUGAGGCCCUUCUCCCGGGGCACCUGUCUGGGGCGGCUGUGGCGGCUGCUGGUGGCGCUGCUGCCCAGCUUCGGAGCGGUGGCGGUUGGGGUCACUAGGGUGCUGGACUACUGGCACUUCACUUCGGAUGUGCUGACAGGUCUAGCGAUCGGCUUCAUCACUGCCUACGCGGUGUACCGCUCCAUCUACCCGGGGCUGACGGACUCGCAGUGCAAUUUGCAGCUGGACACGAUCCUGGCGGAGAGGACCACCUCGACCUCAGCGAGGGAAAUGCGCCGCGUGGAGGCAUUCUAA